This is a messenger RNA of Rhododendron vialii, 869 nucleotides long. RefSeq names its product glutathione S-transferase PARB-like. The record is from RefSeq and is a predicted model, not a curated record. The coding region runs from base 82 to 687 and encodes 201 amino acids. Lineage: Eukaryota; Viridiplantae; Streptophyta; Magnoliopsida; Ericales; Ericaceae. Gene Ontology annotation, molecular function: glutathione binding; glutathione transferase activity. The transcript has 3 exons. Gene Ontology annotation, cellular component: cytoplasm.
AGUCUACCCAAAAAUUAAGUCCAUAAUUAACCAUCUCGAUCCGGACGUUAAUUUCUAGCCCUUGGGAAACGGCCGGCAACAAUGAAGGUCCACGGAGAAGUAUUUUCAUCCGCAACCCAACGAGUGCUCGCUUGCCUCUACGAGAAAGAAGUCGACUUCGAGUUUGUUCCAGUCGGCAUGAGAACCGGUGCCCACAAGAAGCAACCUUUCCUUUCUCUCAACCCAUUUGGUCUUGUGCCGGCGUUUGAAGAUGGAGAUAUGACGCUCUUUGAGUCGAGGGCUAUUAACCUGUACAUCGCGCACGCCUAUGAAGACAAGGGGACCCAACUGAUCUAUGAUGGAAAGAAGAUGGCAAUCGCGUCGGUGUGGAUGGACGUGGAGGCUCACCAGUUUGAUCCGGCAGCUUCGAAGCUGGGUGGGACGGCAGAUGCAGCGGUGGUGCAGGAGAAGGAGGCCAAAUUGGUUCGAGUUUUGGACAUAUACGAGGUUCGACUCGCUCAGUUCAAGUACUUGGGUGGAGAUGACUUCACCUUGGUGGAUCUGCACCACCUCCCUCGCCUUCAACGGCUGAUGGGUAGCCAAAUGAAGAAAUUGGUUGAUUCACGCCCCCAUGUCAGCGCGUGGUGCGCCGAUAUCCUAGCUAGGCCAGCUUGGCUCAAGGUCCUUGCAAUGCAAGCCAACAACUAAUCUGCCAUUGCUCUUCCACGUGGAUAAGAUAGAACAAGAAAAAAUAUGCUGCCGAAUUAAAAAGGAGUGCAAAAACCAUUUCUCUUAAUUUAGAGCUUUUGUUUUAAAAUGUCUCUUCUUCUAAGUCAUAUUGGAAUUAAUUAGUUUGGUAUUUCAAGGUCUGAUCGCUUCGACCACCUCGA